CGCAUCCUUGCUUCCAUCUUGUCACCUUCCUCUUGCUACCACCCUUUCGACACUUGCAACACCUUGAGUCGUUCCGUUUUGUAAUCCUAGAAUCGCCCUUGUGCCGGUGCACCCCGUCAGCAACCUCUGCUUCCUAGUUCGACCCUUUAGCGCCUGUUUCGCCUCGUCCUCCUUCACCUCCACGAGCACGUGGGCGCCGCAUCAAGACACGGCCUCAACCUCACGCGGCGUGAGACCUCGCUAGGACUCCUUCGGGGAGGCCGGCCACUCUCUUGACUACUUCUCUACAUGCCUCAGAUUCCGAGGGGGCCAGUUUCUCCUUUCCUCCGACCAGUCUCUACUCUGCGCCUGAAUAGGUCCCUAUACUUUACCGAGCUUCGAGGGUGACGACAGUCCCGAUCUUUUCGAUGUGCCAACUGUAGGUGCAUCUCAGCCUGUUUGAAUCCUCUUCGACGCUGAAGUCUGCGUCCUUGUUACUAUCUGAACGAGCCGGACAGAAAAACCAGUCCCUGGUAGAUAGAGCAGCGACUCGGUAGCCUCCGCCGCUCUCGCGUGACUCACAACACCUUUUGAUGCACUCCUACAGGCAUGGAGCGCGCCGUUACGUUGUUUAGUCGCUCGAGCUCUCGCAACUCUGAGCAUAUAAAAAGCGAACCUCUUUUACCCUGUUCAGAGAAACCCGCCUCUCGUCGCCCAGGAGCCAGCUCAUUACUAGGCAACUGUCUCUAUCGGCGAGUCUUCAUUUGGACCAUUUUAAGCUUGGCUCUCGUCUCCGUUGCUCUCCUCAAUGCCUCCGACAUUUCGGUACCAGAUGCCGUUGCCGAAUACGGCAAACACAAGAUCUCUCCAAGUCACCCAGAUGCCGGACGUACUACUGUAGUGGUGACGCCCGGUAGUGACGAGCCUCAUAGCCAGAGCCAGGAAGACGGGAAGAACGACGAUGCUCUGAGCGAUAAAGACGGGGAGGACCAAGAAACGAAUUACGAGGAGCAGGAAAGCACCAAUGAUGAGAACGACCUAAAGGAAUUCGAGCAGGCCGUGCAAGAUAUGCCCUGGCUCCUUUUCAAGCACCUCGAUGGAUAUUUUCAUGGGCUCAAAGCACUGGUCCAUAAGUCGAAGCACAUUCCCGAAUACCCGAACAAGACCGCGUAUGCCCCAUUUCCAAGGCCCUCUAUCAACGCCGACGUACCCAAGCCGCGGCCAUACAGGCCAUAUCAACACACAGGUGGCGCCAAACCUUGCUACCUCGAUGAUGAGAACCGCGUGUCUCCGCCCGAUAUAUAUGCCUACGACGGCUUGCCACAGCACAUGCCAGACCCCGCCAUCGGCUCGUAUAAUAUUUUUGGGAUCAGGGAUGAUGUUUGCUUUGACCGGUUUGGGCGUUAUGGCCCCUAUGGACUCGGUUACGGGAAUUUACGGGGUGGAACUGGUGUAGGCAUCGAGACGGAGAGCAGCGGAAGCGACACGAUCUGGGAGGAGACGGGGCAGAUUAAUUAUAACUAUGUCGACUGGGGCAAAGCACAGAAGAGGUGUUCCGAGCGUAAUCGCCACAGACUGCUCGAGGUUGAUGAGGAUACUGAGGAACUACCUUGGUCACGAGAAGAUCGCGCGGGCAAGAAGGGUCGCAUUGCUGUGGUCGUCCGCUGCUACCAGGGCUUCAAGUGGACCGAAACGGCAAUACUUAACUUUCGUGCCAUGGUCACGGAACUUUCUCUCAAGUCAGGAGGAGAGUAUACAGUUCACCUCUUGCUCCACGUUCGCGACGAGGGCUUGCCCAUUUGGGCCGACGACAUCACCGCACAGCAACUCCUGGACAGCGAGAUCCCCAGCGAAUUCCACAGCAUGGUCACAUUCUGGAGCGAAACGCAGAUGAAGCUAUUCUACCCUGGCAAUUUUGACGAGCCCAUGGAAAAUCCAAGCAACACUGGUGUACAUGGCGUCUAUCGGAGUGCGCACUUGGCGCUGCAAGUCUUCGCAACGCAAAAUCCCGAAUAUGAGUACUUUUGGAACUGGGAGAUGGACAUACGGGUCAUGGGAAGCUAUUACGAACUUCUUGACAGAAUCGGGCGCUGGGCUGACGACCAGCCGCGUGAGCUUUUAUGGGAGCGCAAUGAGCGCUACUAUGUUCCAGACUUCCAUCGAUCGUGGGACAACUUCACACAACAGGUACGCCUAGAGUCGGAAAACCCCGAAAGGGAGCCAAUACUUGGCCCGGUCAGGUUUGACGGGCGGCGACCCUUGAGAAGCGAACAGUGGGGAUCCUCGAUGCUGCCCGACUCGUGCUCCCGCGGCCAAGACCGAGCGCAGUGCGGCGUGGGUGAAGGGGCAGAUCUAAUCACGUUAAACCCGAUAUUCGAUGUCGAACGUUCCGGUUGGGUUUUUGCCAAUGACGCAACGGGAUACGGCAAAUUGGAUUCCUCAUCGCUGCCGCGAAGGUGUAGCAUCGUGACGGCAUCGCGCCUCAGCCGGCGACUGCUGCUGUCAAUGCAUGAGGAAGUUUGGCGUUACCGCCAUACCAUGUUUUCGGAGAUGUUCCCUGCUACUGUGGCGCUUCACCACGGCCUCAAGGCCGUCUACGCCCCGCAUCCGAUAUACCUUGACCGCGCAUGGCAACCUCUUGGGUCGUCCAUCUCCGCGGCCUUCAAUGGCGGCGAGCACAACUCGACAUCCGGGACUCACUCCCCAUACGGUAUGGGUAACGAGCACAUCCACAAAGGCGCAAGCUACUACUAUCAUAGCGAAUUUUCUGGUCUGCUUUGGAGACGAUGGCUGGGCUACGCACAGCUGGACGGCCGCGGCCAUAAUGGUGGUAGGGGAGGGCAAGGCACACUUCGUGGAGGUGCGGAGGAAGAGAGCCGUGAGGGGAGCAGCGGACGGCUCUGCUUGCGCAGCAUGCUUCUCCACCCGAUCAAGCAUGAGCGACCAUCGGAUUGAGACAGGGUGUGUUACACAUUUGCGGCGAGCAUGUGGCUGGUCUCUGUUACUCUCUGAAGAUGUCGUUGCAUCUGCAAGCUGGCGGCCGUGCGGCACGCAGACCGGUCACUGCCCAAGCCCAGGUGGCCUGCUUGGACUCGUGGCGAGCAGCUAUUUGAGGUAC
Purpureocillium takamizusanense is the source of this 3097-nucleotide messenger RNA. RefSeq lists its product as uncharacterized. The transcript is spliced from 3 exons. The coding region runs from base 589 to 2934 and encodes 781 amino acids. The record is from RefSeq and is a predicted model, not a curated record. Lineage: Eukaryota; Fungi; Ascomycota; Sordariomycetes; Hypocreales; Ophiocordycipitaceae.